GAGACCAUCAAAGGGGCGAAGCUGACUAAUCAUAUCAUCAUCGGAACACCCGGCAAGCUAAUGGACUGGGGUGUAAAGUUCAGGACGUACGACCUAGUUUUCCCUUUUUGUACUGGACGAGGCGGGUGUUAUGGUCGGUGUUCUUCUUGGCCACGUACGAGCGCGAGGUGAUGGAGUUUGCCGAGUGCAUCGUACCCAAUCCGAUAGUCAUUCGGCAGGCGCGGGAGCAAAAAUCGCUCGAUAACAUCAAACAGUACUACGUCAAGUUCCACAACCAGGACGAGAAAUUGUGUGAUUACCGUCGGACAAGCGAUCAUUUUCUGUCAUAUGAUGUACGCAAAACGGCCGGUUGGUUGACCGGCAGGAUGUCCCAGGAUGGUCACUCGGUAGCGGUACUGUCCGGUGAUCUAACGGUGGAGCAACGGUUGGACGCUCUGAAUCGAUUCCGAACCGGACUAGAGAAGGUACAGAUUAUAACGAACGUUUUGUCCAGGGGUAUCGACGUCGAACAGGUGACCAUGGUCGUCAAUUUCGACCUGCCGAUGGAUCAGCAGGGACGAGCCGAUUGCGAAACGUAUCUACAUCGAAUUAGACGCACCGGUAGAUUCGAACGGAAUCACCAUCAACCUAGUGGGCAGUGAUCGAAGCAUGAUGAUUUGCAGAUCAAUCAAAAAACACUUCCGGAAAAAGAUUCAGUUGCUAGACGCGGAGAAUUCGGACGAAAUUGAAAAGAUCGCACCGUAAAGUGUUUUCGACCAGCUACUGGUGAAAGGCGUAGGAGCUUUUUUGGGUCAUACUUGUUUUGAUUCUGAAUUUAUAAUUUUAUUAUAUUUUUUUUUCUUCCUUGA
Molecule: messenger RNA, 848 nt
Organism: Topomyia yanbarensis
Lineage: Eukaryota; Metazoa; Arthropoda; Insecta; Diptera; Culicidae
Product: DEAD-box helicase Dbp80-like
Exons: 4
Coding region: 171-641 (156 amino acids)
Biological process (GO): poly(A)+ mRNA export from nucleus
Cellular component (GO): nucleus; cytoplasmic stress granule
Molecular function (GO): RNA binding; RNA helicase activity
Source: RefSeq, a predicted model, not a curated record